GGAGGUCAAUAUUUAGUACUUCCGGUUUGGCGGGCAGAGCGUGUGUGCGCGCUUCCGAACGCUAUUGUGACGACAAGCUAGUUACCAAACUCCAGCUACUACGUUACAUACAUCUAACAAUUCGAAAUGAGUUUACCACUGAACCCUAAGCCCUUCCUGAACGGGCUGACGGGCAAGCCAGUGAUGGUGAAGCUCAAGUGGGGCAUGGAGUACAAAGGCUACCUAGUCUCUGUGGACGGUUACAUGAACAUGCAGCUGGCGAACACGGAAGAGUACGUGGACGGAGCGUUGGCAGGUCAUCUCGGUGAAGUCCUCAUCAGGUGCAACAAUGUUCUCUACAUCCGAGGGGUGGAAGAAGAGGAGGAGGAUGGAGAAAUGAGAGAGUGAUUCCAACAAUCACGGCGUGUGUGUGAUUUAUAGUCGAAAAGUAUACUUGUGUUUUCACCAUGUGAAACUAAACGGAUGAUUGAUUUCUUUUUUUUGUACCGUUUGUGACCAACUUUUUAGUUGUUAGGAGACAAUAAAACAGUGCUCUUUAUUAAACUGGA
Messenger RNA from Syngnathus acus (greater pipefish), 548 nucleotides. RefSeq names its product small nuclear ribonucleoprotein polypeptide F (gene snrpf). The coding region runs from base 127 to 387 and encodes 86 amino acids. Gene Ontology annotation, molecular function: RNA binding. Gene Ontology annotation, biological process: spliceosomal snRNP assembly; mRNA splicing, via spliceosome. The transcript has 4 exons. The record is from RefSeq and is a predicted model, not a curated record. Gene Ontology annotation, cellular component: catalytic step 2 spliceosome; U1 snRNP. NCBI's taxonomy places the organism in Eukaryota, Metazoa, Chordata, Actinopteri, Syngnathiformes, Syngnathidae.